CAAACUUUAUCUUCUAUAAUCAUCUUCUGUUAAUCAUUCUUCUAUACAUUAAUUAUGAUUCGAUAUUUUAUAGUCAUAUUAUAAUAUUCUAUUUUUUUUAGCAUUUUUUUACUCUAAGCAUAACAGUAGGUUAAAAAUUUAGUUGAUUGAUUAAACAUAAAAAUUGAUCACUGCAUUUAAAAAUUUAAAGUAAGUAAAAUUAAAUAUCUUUAUUUCUUGUUUAUUUUAAGAGAACAAGAGGAUACAACAAACGUACGUUCAGUAGAACCAAUUUUGAACUGUUAGUUUAAAUAUUAAAAUUAAAUUACUAAUUUUCAAACUUAAAGGGAAAAAAAUUAUCUGUGUCUAUUUCAUUACUCUAUGGUUUGUAUGUUGGUUUUUUCGUUAUUUUAGAUUUAAGAAAGAUGAGUGGAAUAUCAAAAUUUAAAAACUUUUUAUCUCGCUUGAAAAUAAAAAUACCGGAAAAAAAAAAUGUAUCAAGAUAAUGUUUUUACCUUUAAGCACAAAUUGAUUCUGCUGAACAGAAAUUUGCUAUAUUGUGGGUUUGUAAGACUGCGACAACAACUAUAUGUACUUAUAAUAUAAUUACAGAGUAAAUUAAAUUGGUGAUGAUGUUUAUUGAUACAUUGGCUAGAAUUCAUCCUAUCAGAAGUUCUUGCUUGAUUUUUGUUCGGAGUAAACAUGUACAAGCAGCACGUUAUAAACGUUCUCUUAAAGGUAACAAGCCAUUGACCUAUGAAAUGGCUGGUCCACCUCACACUAUCGCUCAUAUCAAGGGAUGGAAUUCAUGGAACACAUGUAUGAAACUAUUAGUUAAUUAAUAUAAACAUACUAUGUAAUUCAUAGUAUUUGGGUAAUAUUAUUAAGUUACAGUAAACUAAACAUUUAUUUUUCUAGGUAAUAUGUUGGAUGGCUUGCGACCUGCAGAAACUGCAAUAGACGAUGAGUUUAUCCGUCGUUUCAUAACAGGCACUUGGCACGACUUGAUUGCCAGUGAAAUAAUUAUUAAAAGACAACAUAAUAUCAUACGAAUUGCUGCUAUAACUGUACAAAAAAUUAGUGUAACUAAAAUGUAUUUUCUGAUUGGUUACACGGAAGAAAUCUUAAGCUAUUGGCUACAAUGCCCUAUUAAAUUGGAAUUACAAACUGUUGAAGAUCGUACUGCAGUGGUGUUCAAAUACAUUUAGAAGUGACUUGAAGAAAUUAUUAUUUUUUUUUUUGUAUUAGACUUAAAAAAAAUAAUUGAAUGUAAUAAAUACUUUUUAGGUUUCUUAUAAUUUGGAUUUGUUAAAUAUUUUUAAAUUAUUA
Cinara cedri is the source of this 1308-nucleotide messenger RNA. The record is from the annotation of a GenBank genome assembly. Lineage: Eukaryota; Metazoa; Arthropoda; Insecta; Hemiptera; Aphididae.